Molecule: messenger RNA, 225 nt
Organism: Blepharisma stoltei
Lineage: Eukaryota; Ciliophora; Heterotrichea; Heterotrichida; Blepharismidae
Source: the annotation of a GenBank genome assembly
AUGAUGCCACUCGAGUUUUCUGUUAUCUUUGACGAAAAUUCACGGUUUCAUAUUUUUAUUUGAGAAUCGACUUUAUCUGGUGAAUUUAUCCCAACUGUCCAGAGUAGUAAAGGCUUGCUAUGUUGUGUAGGAGUUCUGAGCCCUAGAUUAAUCUUAAGAAGUGCAAUCUACCACAGGUGGUGGAGAUUGUGAACCUCAUGGCACCUGAAAGUCUCAACUUGGUAG